Messenger RNA from Abrus precatorius (Indian licorice), 1764 nucleotides. Its product is annotated as probable inactive receptor kinase At2g26730. The record is from RefSeq and is a predicted model, not a curated record. Gene Ontology annotation, molecular function: protein binding; ATP binding; protein kinase activity. NCBI's taxonomy places the organism in Eukaryota, Viridiplantae, Streptophyta, Magnoliopsida, Fabales, Fabaceae. Bases 1 to 1764 code for a protein of 587 amino acids. Gene Ontology annotation, biological process: protein phosphorylation. The transcript has 2 exons.
AUGAAUAAAUUGGCACCAGGGAAUGUACCAAGAGACCCUAAGUGGGGUUGGAACCUUACAUCAGAUCCCUGCAUUGAUAAGUGGUAUGGUGUGAGUUGCAAUUCAGACAACAAACACGUGAAGGGUAUAAUUCUUGAGAAUUUCAAUUUUGGUGGUGUUGUGGACCCCAGUUCUCUUUGCAUACCAAAAUCUCUUCAAAUCUUGAGCCUUAGGAAUAACAUUUUACAUGAUAUGAUAUCAGAGGAUAUAGGAAACUGCAAGUUCUUGACUCACUUGUACCUAAGUGGGAAUCAAUUCUCUGGUGACCUUCCUAUUUCUGUUGGAAAACUAGGUAACUUGAAGCGGCUUCACAUUUCUGACAACCACUUCACUGGUGAGCUUCCUAACAUGGUUAAUGUUUCAGGUUUGAUAUCCUUUUUAGCUGACAACAACAACUUCACUGGGGAGAUUCCUGAUUUUGACUUCUCCAAUCUUGAAUCGUUUAAUGUCUCCAACAACAAUUUACAAGGUCCAGUCCCUGACGUCAAAGGCAAAUUCUAUGCAGAAAGUUUUUUGGGUAAUCCUAAUUUAUGUGGAACGCCACUCUCAAACACAUGUCCACCAUCUGAAAAGAAGGACAAAAAAACAUUCCCUAAUGAUUUGUCCAUUUAUCUAGGUUACUUAGUUCUUGGUUUAAUUCUCCUGCUUUUUUUGGCCUUCAAAUUGUUAAGUAAAUUCAAGACCAAAGAUAAAACAUUGGAUGUGGAAAAGAAGGAAGUGACACAUGAUACUAGCGGUGACAAGCCUAAUGAAAUUUCUAGUUCCAAUGGAUCAAAGAAUUGUAUUGGGAUUAGAUCUGAGUAUUCUCUGACAUCUUUGGAAAGUAGGGUCACAACAUCAGGCCUUGUUCUUCUUUCAAGUAGAACGCUCAGAGGCUUGCAAUUUGAGGACUUGCUUAGUGCUCCUGCUGAGUUGGUUAGGAGAGGGAAGCAUGGAAGCCUCUACAAGGUUAUGCUCGAAAAUGGGGUGUUAUUGGCAGUGAAGAGGAUCAAGGAUUGGGGAAUUUCAAAGCAAGAUUUUGAGAGAAGGAUGAACAUCAUAGCCCAAGUGAAGCAUCCACGCGUGUUGCCACCUGUUGCAUAUUAUUGCUCUCAACAAGAGAAGCUCCUAGCGUAUGAAUAUCUGCAAAAUGGCAGUCUCUUCACCUUACUCUACGGAUCCCAAAGUGACCACUCGUUUAACUGGGGGAAUAGACUAAACGUUGCUGCUAAGAUAGCCGAGGCAUUGGCAUAUAUGCAUCAUGAGCUUCUUGAGAAUGGGAUAGCACAUGGUAACUUAAAAUCAAGUAACAUUUUGUUUGACAGGAACAUGGAUCCAUGCAUAAGCGAAUAUGGCCUAAUGAUGGUUGAAAAUGAAGAUCAAUUAGUCCUUUCCCACAACAAAAGCAUCAAAAGCAAAAAUUUGAUUGCAGCCACCUUCGAAGCUGAUAUAUAUGCCUUUGGUAUGAUACUUCUCGAGUUGCUAACUGGGAAAGUAAUUAAAAACGAUGGAUUUGAUCUGGUUAAAUGGGUAAAGUCAGUGGUUGCAGAGGAAUGGACUGUGGAAGUUUUUGACAAGUCCUUUAUCUCUCAAGGUGCUUCUGAGGAGAGGAUGAUGAAUUUGUUGCAGGUAGCCUUAAAAUGUGUAAAUCCUUCUCCAAAUAAUAGGCCUAGUAUGAGUCAAGUUGCAGUGAUGACAAAUGCAUUGAAAGAGCAGGAAGAAAAAUCCACAUCCUUUGACACAUGA